Molecule: messenger RNA, 777 nt
Organism: Pyrus x bretschneideri (Chinese white pear)
Lineage: Eukaryota; Viridiplantae; Streptophyta; Magnoliopsida; Rosales; Rosaceae
Exons: 1
Coding region: 65-547 (160 amino acids)
Source: RefSeq, a predicted model, not a curated record
UGUUCCCAUAGCUCACUUCUUCUACUAAACCAAAUAGCUGCAAGAAAGCUUCAAGUUGGAACUCAUGGGUCCAUCAAUGGUGUUUCUCGUUGCCGUUCUCAUGGCCAUUCUCUCAUCCUCAUUCGCCUAUGGCGACAACAACCCAUCGGCAUACGCGGUGCUCCAAGAAUACGACUUCCCGAUCGGCCUUCUUCCCAAAGGAGUAACAGGGUACGAAUUAGACAAAGAAUCUGGAAAUUUCAAGGCUUAUUUUGACGGAACUUGCCGCUUCUCCAUUGAAAAUUCAUACAACCUCAGGUACAAAUCCACCAUAACUGGUGUUUUGUCCAAGGGCAGGCUCAAAAAUUUGGAUGGCGUCAGUGUUAAGAUACUAUUAUUUUGGCUCAACAUUGUCGAAGUUAUUCGCGAUGGCGACGACCUACAAUUCUCUGUGGGGAUUGCUUCAGCAGACUUUUCCAUUGACAACUUUGAGGAGAGUCCGCAGUGUGGGUGUGGAUUUGCUUGUAAGAGUAGAGCUAGCUCUACAAGUAGAACUGCGCUGACCUAGAUCCAACCUAGCAUAAAAAAAAAAAAAAGAGUCAACAAAGCAGGAAUUAUAUUUGUGGCAAACUAGCAAGCUGGACAUCUCCCAGUAGUAUCUGGUUGAAAGACUUGUCAAAGCUGCGUGUCUCGAUCCAUACAUUCUCCGCGUAAGAGUAGGGCUAGCUCUACGUAUAUAUAUCGUUAAUUAGCCGUAAAUUGUUUAGCAUGCUUUAAAGAAUGUUCAUAUUCAGCUUU